CCCUGCUGGUAAAAUCUUGCGAUUUUGGCUGCAACCAACUAAAUUUAUUAACAACAUGAGAAAAACGAGAACGCGGACCCUUUCUCUCCCAGCUACUCCCUACCUUUAGCACUACUUGAAUUAGGGUUUAUUUCAAGUAAUACUAUUGUUUUCUCUUCAUUGUCUCUUUUAGCUAAUCGUCAAUCUUCACAAAGGAAGAAUGCCGAAUUUUUCCAAUCAGAUCAGAGCGUCGUCGUCUCUGAUUAAACGGCUCAAACAAAGAAUGACGAAUCCGGCGGCUCUGAUGCAGGCUACUAGAUCUUUCACUACAUUGGAGGGUCACCGUCCUACCAUUGUUCAUAAACGGAGCCUUGAUAUUCUACACGAUCCAUGGUUCAACAAGGGGACAGCGUUUUCUAUGACGGAACGCGACCGUCUUGAUAUACGGGGACUUCUUCCUCCCAAUGUUAUGUCUUCUGAACAGCAAAUUCAACGCUUCAUGGUUGACUUGAAGAGGCUUGAAGUGCAAGCAAGAGACGGACCAUCUGAUCCAAAUGCGCUGGCCAAGUGGCGGAUACUUAAUCGAUUACAUGAUAGAAAUGAAACUAUGUACUUUAAGGUUCUAAUUGCCAAUAUCGAGGAAUAUGCACCCAUAGUCUAUACCCCAACUGUUGGUCUUGCUUGCCAAAAUUACAGUGGUUUGUUUAGAAGACCAAGGGGAAUGUAUUUCAGUGCUGAAGACCGUGGAGAAAUGAUGUCCAUGGUGUAUAACUGGCCAGCCGAGCAGGUUGACAUGAUUGUUGUUACGGAUGGAAGCAGGAUAUUGGGUCUUGGAGAUCUUGGAGUUCAAGGAAUUGGUAUUGCUAUUGGAAAGCUAGAUCUGUAUGUCGCUGCUGCAGGGAUAAAUCCUCAAAGGGUGCUUCCUGUCAUGAUUGAUGUUGGAACUAACAAUGAGAAAUUGCUCAAAGACCCCUUGUAUCUGGGAUUGCAAGAACACCGUCUUGACGGUGAUGAGUACAUUGCAGUCAUUGAUGAAUUCAUGGAGGCAGUGUUUACUCGCUGGCCACAUGUGAUUGUGCAGUUUGAAGAUUUCCAGAGUAAGUGGGCAUUCAAGUUGUUGCAGCGAUAUAGGAAUGCCUACAGAAUGUUCAACGAUGAUGUCCAGGGAACGGCAGGGGUUGCUAUAGCUGGUCUUUUAGGAGCUGUAAGAGCACAAGGAAGGCCAAUGAUUGAUUUCCCCAAGCAAAAGAUUGUUGUUGCUGGUGCUGGAAGUGCAGGAAUAGGGGUUCUCAAUGCUGCCAGGAAAACCAUGGCUAGAAUGCUUGGAAAUAAUGAAUCUGCUUUUGAAAGUGCAGGAAGACAGUUCUGGGUAGUUGAUGCUAAGGGACUUAUUACAGAGGAACGUGAAAAUAUUGAUCUGGAAGCUCUGCCAUUUGCAAGGAAGGUCGAAGAAGCUAGUCGUCAAGGAUUAAGGGAAGGUGCAAGUCUUGCAGAAGUGGUGCGAGAAGUGAAGCCUGAUGUGCUUCUUGGAUUAUCUGCAGUUGGGGGUUUGUUUUCGAAGGAGGUAUUAGAAGCCCUCAAAGGUUCGACUUCGACUAGACCAGCCAUCUUUGCCAUGUCAAAUCCCACAAAAAAUGCUGAAUGCACUCCUGAAGAAGCGUUUUCCAUUGUGGGUGACAAUAUUAUUUUUGCUAGUGGAAGUCCAUUCAAAGAUGUGGAUCUUGGAAAUGGUCAUAUUGGCCACUGCAACCAGGGAAACAACAUGUAUCUCUUUCCAGGAAUCGGACUUGGGACUCUACUUUCUGGGUCUAGGAUCAUCUCUGAUGGCAUGCUACAGGCUGCAGCUGAAUGCUUAGCUGCGUAUAUGACAGAAGAGGAGGUUCUAAAAGGGAUCAUAUACCCUUCGACAUCUAGAAUACGAGAUAUAACAAAGGAAGUAGCUGCAGCUGUGGUGAAGGAAGCCAUAGAAGAGGAUCUUGCAGAAGGAUACCGUGAAAUGGACGCUAGAGAGCUCCGAAAACUCAGCCAGGAGGAAAUUGAAGAAUAUGUCAAGAAUAACAUGUGGAGUCCAGAUUACCCAACACUGGUCUAUAAGAAAGAUUGAAACCUGACCGCCUGAAAUCUGAGAUACAUGAACCAAAUUUGUCAGUCGGAGAAAAGUGAUGUUCAAAUGUCGUCAUGAUUUUUUCGCUGCAGCUUGGUAAGAGCAUUUUUGUAUGCUAAAUAGGUAUCCACUCCAUUAAAUUGUUUAUUAGUGGGCUCUUGUUAUGGGUCUACAUAUCAGUUUUCUCUAAUCUCCUUCUUCAUGACGUUUCGUGCCCUUUAGCUCCCAACCUGUACAAGCAAGCCAGCUGAAAUCUCUUGAAAUGGAUGUAAAUUUGAGCAUGUUCAAUUACGCGAUUCUUGUAAGAGUAUGCCUCAGUGGUGGCUUGUAUUGUAUGCUCGGGGGGCUCAAGCAACUGUAAAUUAUUAUGUUUUAUUUUAUCAUGCAUGUGCUGCAAAUAAUUGAAUGCUCUCA
Molecule: messenger RNA, 2497 nt
Organism: Populus trichocarpa (black cottonwood)
Lineage: Eukaryota; Viridiplantae; Streptophyta; Magnoliopsida; Malpighiales; Salicaceae
Product: NAD-dependent malic enzyme 62 kDa isoform, mitochondrial
Exons: 19
Coding region: 200-2083 (627 amino acids)
Biological process (GO): pyruvate metabolic process; malate metabolic process
Cellular component (GO): mitochondrion
Molecular function (GO): NAD binding; malate dehydrogenase (decarboxylating) (NAD+) activity
Source: RefSeq, a predicted model, not a curated record